GCCACCCCUAAAAGAAAGGAGAUCUACACGCUGAGAGCGCGGCGAAUGGACGAAUUGCGAGCCUUAAAGGUGUGAAGAGGUGUUGGAGGAUUUGGUCUUGGUUGCCUCGUUAUAGGCUGGGCAUAUGCGUCCCAUGGGGUUGGGUCGUGGGUGUGUGUGUGGUUUGCGUGUGCGUCUCAGUCGUUGACAAGGCUGCCUUUUGUCGGCCCAACAAAAUCCGUGCUUACGUCGCUUUGGGGAAAUCAUCUCAGGACUCCCGUUUUCCCUUGGGGUUUGAUUCCUUCGUUUAGUGCGUAUAUUCCGAGGUAGAGUAGUACAACAGGAACAGGCCUUCCACCAAAAGCACCGACGAUGGUUCGUGAGAUCAAUUCGAGGCCCGAGGCCUGGGAACUGGAGGCACGGCGGCGCGAGGUGGCUGAGGUUGCUCCGGAGAUCAAGCCUGAGGUAUACGGUUCCGGGGUAGAUGCCAUUUUGGACCGACAAGUCCAGGAAAUUGUCAGCGAUGACAGACCGAGCACUUCCGACGAACCGUAUAUGGGUACCUCGUUGGAUCCAAAGUCCCCUGAAGCUAUCGAUCAGGGAUGGGUCGACGUCGCAAACACCACGACCGAGGCGUCUCCUGAUACACAAGAUCCCGAACCUAUCAAGCAAAAACCGGUCCGCGUGAGCGCCCCAAGCGCAGAGACAGUCCUGGACAUGAAAAUAAACGAUAUCACCAAUGGGAAGUUCCUAGACGAACUACGAAACCUCCUCCGCCAGGGUGCGAACCCAAACACCAUGUCCGCCCAAGGAACCAUCCCCCUCUGCGAACACGCCCGGCGCGGAAACCUAGACGCGGUCAACUUACUCCUUACCCACGAAGCCGACGUGAACCUCCCAGACGCAAGUGGUAGAACAGCGAUAUCAUACGCCGCGGAAACAACCAACCCAGCGAUGGCCCGUCUGCUUAUGACAGCCCCGGAUGUAGACAUGAACCUCAGAGACGGGGAUCUACGGGCGCCGUUAUGGUAUGCCCUCUGUGCGUGGAUUAAAUCCGGCCGGAUCUUUGUGCCUGAUACGGAUACCUUGUUUGUGCUGCUUGGGGACGAGAGCGUGAGGGUUGAGGAUGUUGAUGGAGAGGGAAGGGGGUUGUUGCAUCUUGCUGCUGCGGCUGGGGUUGCGGAUCUCGUGGAGUUUUUGUGUGGACGGGGAGGCGUUGAUGUGAACAGGAGGGAUGGGAGGGGAGAGACAGCUGUUGGGUAUGCUUUGGGGGCGGAGGAUGCGAGGUUGCUUGGGGUGUUGUUGAAGUAUGAGGCUGGUAUCACGGUGGUUCAGGGGAAGGGGUUUGAGGUCGUUUCGCCGAGGAGGAGGAGGCGAUGGGUUGAAGGGCGAUGGUGCUAUGCUCGAAUUGUAGACUGAGUCUGGUAUUUUAACUGUGACUGUCUUGACUAGCGUGACUAUUUUGACUACCGCUCUAGCUUGAAUCCACCCUUUUACGCGUAUGCCUCUAUGAAUGAUAGCAAGAAAGAAAGGGCUCAACAUCAGUGGGUAGGCAAGUGGAUCUCAUGCCUUAUCAAUUUUGAUUCAAUCCGUCAUCCGGAUAGUCUUGAAGGAGCCUGGUUAUGAGGAACCUGGCUGGGAGGAACUUGGUCGGGAGGAAUUGGUUAGAAGUCUCGCCAUUGAUGCCAAAUCGGCCUCUCUACCCGAAGUUCC
Messenger RNA from Colletotrichum godetiae, 1692 nucleotides. RefSeq names its product ankyrin repeat-containing domain protein. Gene Ontology annotation, cellular component: nucleus; cytoplasm. Gene Ontology annotation, molecular function: protein binding. The coding region runs from base 352 to 1398 and encodes 348 amino acids. The record is from RefSeq and is a predicted model, not a curated record. The transcript has 2 exons. Lineage: Eukaryota; Fungi; Ascomycota; Sordariomycetes; Glomerellales; Glomerellaceae.